CCCACGCCUCCCUUCCCCUCUCCUCUCUUCACCCGAAGGAGAGGUCGUAGACGGCACCCUCGUCCCCCACCCCGAAGAGGAAUAGCUUCGAUUCCUCCGCGAUUUUUUCCCCGUGCGCUCGCCGAUUCCUCGAUCGAGCUCGCGCGAUUUGGCUUUUUGGUCGGACUCGCCCUUGGAAAGCAUGCAGUCGGAUCAGCCUGUGAUCAGCUUGCGGCCCGGCGGCGGCGGCGCCGGUCCGCGCGCCGGCCGCCUCUUCUCCCCCGCAUUCGCCGCCGCCGCUGGCUCCGGAGACUUCCUCCGCCCGCACGGCGGGGUAGCCUCCGGCAUCUCCAAGAUUGGUGAUUUGCAUUUAGAGCCACGCCCUCGUGUUCGUUAUACAAGAGAUCAACUUCUUGAGCUGCGUGAGAUUGCUGAUGUAUCUGAGGACAUUUUAAGGAUCAAGCAAGAGAUUGAUGUAGAAUUUCAUGGUGAAGAUCAGAGCUGGGUUCGCAAUGAUUCAAUUGUGCAAGGGCAAACACAAAUGCAAACCCAAACACAAACGCAAAAUCGGUAUGCUGAGACAGAUAAUCGUGAUUGGCGCGCACGCUCAACACCACCUCCUGCGGUUAUUGAAGAGAAGUCGUGGGACAAUAUUCGUGAAGCUAAAGAAUCCUACGUUUCAAGUGGUAGGCAGCAAGAGCAAGUUAACAGGAAUGAUCAGUUAAGCUCCCAGUUUUCUUCAAAAGCUCAGGUUGGCCCUACCCCUGCGCUUAUCAAGGCGGAAGCACCUUGGUCAGCCCGAAGAGGCAAUCUUUCGGAGAAAGAUAGAGUCUUGAAAACAGUUAAAGGUAUUAUGAACAAACUUACGCCGGAGAAAUUUGAUCUACUGAAGGGCCAAUUAAUCGAAGCUGGAAUCACGACUGCUGAUAUCUUGAAGGAUGUUAUUUUGCUCAUAUUUGAGAAGGCUGUUUUUGAGCCCACCUUCUGUCCGAUGUAUGCUCAGCUUUGUGCUGAUCUCAAUGAUAAGCUCCCAUCAUUUCCUCCCGAAGAACCAGAUGGUAAAGAUAUUACGUUCAAACGUGUGCUGUUGGACAAUUGUCAGGAAGCCUUUGAAGGUGCGGACAGCAUAAGGGCUGAUAUUGCAAAAUUGACUGGCCCUGACCAAGAAAUAGACAGAAGGGACAAAGAGCGGCUGGUUAAAUUGAGAACACUUGGAAAUAUUCGACUUAUCGGUGAGCUACUCAAGCAAAAAAUGGUUCCUGAGAAGAUAGUUCAUCACAUUGUCAAGGAAUUGCUGGGUGCUGGGCCUGAUAAGAAGCCAUGCCCUGAAGAGGAAAAUGUCGAGGCUAUCUGUCAUUUCUUCAAUACGAUUGGUAAACAGCUUGAUGAAAACCCAAAGUCUCGACGAAUUAACGAUACCUACUUCAUCCAGAUGAAGGAGCUAACCACAAACCCUCAUCUCGCACCACGAUUGAGGUUCAUGGUCCGUAAUGUGGUGGAUCUCCGAUCAAAUAACUGGGUCCCUCGUCGUGAGGAGAUUAAGGCCAAGACGAUCAGUGAAAUUCACUCAGAGGCUGAAAAGAAUCUUGGAUUACGACCUGGAGCUGCAGCAGUAAUUAGGAAUGGACGUAAUGCACCAGGUGGGCCCCUUUCGCCUGGAGGUUUUCCAAUGAACCGUCCAGGAACCGGAGGCAUGAUGCCUGGGAUGCCUGGGUCAAGAAAGAUGCCUGGAAUGCCUGUAUUAGAUAAUGAUAACUGGGAAGUUCCUCGUUCUAAAUCAAUGCCAAGAGGCAACCAGAACCCGCUGCUUAAUAAGCCAUCAUCAAUAAACAAGCCAUCAUCUAUUAACACCAGGUUUCUUCCUCAAGGCAGUGGAGCAUCACUUAUGGGCAAGAGUGCACUUUUGGGCACUAGUGGCCCGCCAUCCCAUACUUCCAGCUCUACACCUGGUCCAAUUCAGACACCAGCUCAAACUACAGUAGCACCGAAACCAGCUCCAGUCGUGGCACCUGUUCCUGAUAAACCUGCCAGUGCUCCCAAGGGGGUCUCCGCUGACCUUCAGAAGAAAACAGUAGCUCUUCUUGAGGAGUAUUUCGGUAUACGUAUUUUAGAUGAAGCACAACAAUGUAUCGAGGAGUUGCAGAGUCCUGGUUAUUACCCAGAAAUUGUUAAAGAAGCUAUCAAUCUUGCACUAGAUAAAGGUGACAGUUUUGUUGAUCCUCUUGUUAGGCUAUUGGAGCAUCUGUACACAAAGAACAUUUUUAAGGCUGAAGACCUGGAAAGCGGAUGCUUGCUAUAUGGCUCCCUGCUGGAUGAUAUUGGUAUUGACCUUCCUAAAGCUCCAACACAGUUUGGUGAAAUUAUUGCUCAUCUGAUUCUGUCGUGCCGCUUGAGAUUUGAAGCUGUUGAGGAGAUUUUAAAGAAAAUGGAGGAUACCUUCUUCCGGAAACCAAUUUUUAACGCUGUCACGAAAACCUUGGGAGCAAACCCAUCAGGUCAGGCUAUCUUAGUCUCACACUCUGCUGUCAUCAACGCAUGCAACAGCCUUUUGGAAUAAUAGCUCUUUGCAGCUUGGCCUGUCACUUUUUUAGAUACUGUAUCUAGUGGCAUCAUCGUGUAUUCUCAAUAGUUCAGGUGUUUCACCUGGUAUUUCACCUCCGAGGAACCCUCGUACUCGAGAUGUGAGGAACAGCCAGUUUUGAGCUGUAUAUUUUUGCGAGAUGAGAUGAGUGUUCAUUAUUGUUUCAACGACGAUGAAGGAAAGAAAGAAGCCAUGGAUUUUGCUCUUGGGUGACCAGCUUAAUUCGUUGGAGCCCGAGAUGAACAAGGCUGAAUGUGAUGUUUUUGUGUCCUCUUAAUGUUAGUUCUUUUCUGUGACACACAUUUUGUAACAAUGUACUUUGGUUUUGGAAUAUUCUGUUGGCUACAAUAUAUUGUAUUAUUUAGGAGUCA
Messenger RNA from Phragmites australis (common reed), 2931 nucleotides. RefSeq names its product eukaryotic translation initiation factor-like. The record is from RefSeq and is a predicted model, not a curated record. Lineage: Eukaryota; Viridiplantae; Streptophyta; Magnoliopsida; Poales; Poaceae. Gene Ontology annotation, molecular function: mRNA binding; translation initiation factor activity; protein binding. The transcript is spliced from 9 exons. Gene Ontology annotation, cellular component: eukaryotic translation initiation factor 4F complex. The coding region runs from base 182 to 2536 and encodes 784 amino acids.